Molecule: messenger RNA, 2687 nt
Organism: Scaptodrosophila lebanonensis
Lineage: Eukaryota; Metazoa; Arthropoda; Insecta; Diptera; Drosophilidae
Gene: rau
Exons: 4
Coding region: 734-2182 (482 amino acids)
Biological process (GO): positive regulation of fibroblast growth factor receptor signaling pathway; positive regulation of epidermal growth factor receptor signaling pathway; signal transduction
Source: RefSeq, a predicted model, not a curated record
UUCGUUUGCUCGCUUCUUCGCCUGCGCUCUUGUCUUGCAUUUUCUAAGCCGAUACGCGUCGUUGCAUUAACGGUAAAACCAAAGUUUGAUAUUAACAACGCAUACAAAAAAUUGAAAGUGUCGUUCUGCAAUACAUUUAUACAAGUUUCUGCUAAGACAAAAAACAAAUCUAUAAACAUCUUCGCCAAAGUCAAAAGCAGAGCUGCACCUGUUUCCUGCCGCAUCAACCAAAGCCACCACGCACAUCUGCUGCCGCAUUAUGAGGCACGUACGCGCCUUUGGCUACGCAUAAAAAUGCGAUGUGCUUCAAACAUAUAAGCAUAAAGCAUAUACGAGUUUAGAAACGAAGAAAAAGUGUAGUGUAGUGCAGUGCAGUGCAGUGCAGUGUCUCCCAACAUAUUUCGCUGUCGGCGUCGCUUGCGCAAGUGCUGAUAACUUAAUGCUGAGCGCCAACAACAACAACAAAUAAGCAUAAAAAGAAACAAGAACAGAGACAACGGCCUUGUCUACUUGUCGCGCUGCCUUUUUUGUUUUGUGCGUCCCUCCGUAUUUGCGCUUGCACACAUCCACACUUACUUACAGACUUUACGCAGCGCUGCAAUCUAUCAUAGUCAGUGCACUCGAAUACCAGAACAAGCCACACAAAAAACAAAAAGCAAACUAAACUUUUUCUUCUUCUUGGGAUUAAAUACCACAGUUGGAUAUUUUAGAGACAAACGCGUCAUUUUCAAAGAUGCUGAAACACGUGCAAAUUUCGCCGCUGCGCAAUCGCGCCGAUUCGCUCUCCUUGAGAUCCAGCAAUGUGUCCUCCUGUGCCUCAUCGAUGUGCGGCAGUCCGGAGCCACCGAAUGACUUGCAACGCACUCCUUCACGAGCCUCCAGCUACUCAAGUCUUAACGAACAGCUGCCACAGACCACCAUCAAGGUCUAUACGAAUUGUCUGAAAAUUGACAUCGAAUACAAAACACUGGGCAUACAAUGGGAUACCACCAGCAAGGAGGUGAUUGCGCAGCUACUCAGACGUCUCAAAAUGCGUCAUCGCGAUCCACGUCUGUUUUAUCUGUCCAUGGAGGUGGCCGUGCGUCGCGCCGGAGUCAAAACCAUUCUGGUGCUGGACGACGACACCCGUCCGGCCAUAUUGCAGGCCUGUCAUCCCAAGGGGGAGUCUCGCUUUUGUCUGCAGCUGAAGCCUGGCGGACUCAUACGCGUCCACACAUCGGCCUUGCAGCCGACCUCGCAGUACAAAUCGCUGGUCAUCAGCGAGGAGACCACUUCGGAUGAGUUGCUGCAGCUGUUGCUGGGCUGCUAUAGUUCGCUGGAGCCCGUGGAGCAGUUCUCCAUCUAUGAGGUGUGCCCGGGGCAGGAGUAUCAGCGGAAGCUGCAUCCCGACGACCUGCCACUGCGCGCCCAAAUCGAACGCAUGAAGCGCGGCGAGUCCUGCCACUUUCUGGUGCGUCGCAAUCCGAAUUAUGCGCGUCGUCGCCAACUGCUGGCCAACCUGAAUGAGGCAAUCAACAAGUCCUUUGAGAGCGAAGGUAAUGCGCCGGCCGUCAAUGCGGCUGAGGACACCAACAGCUUAUUGGAUCUGUCCAUUGAAUCGCUCUCCGAUGAUUUGCACAGUUUGCUGACCACAAGCAGCAGCAGCAGCGGCAGCAGUAGUGGCAGCAGCCUGGAUGACGAUGCCGAGGAGGAUGAGUGCGCCAGUUCAUCCGGAUCCUCGGACAAUUCGACCGAGUGUGCGACAAGCGGCUUGCGGCGUGCCGUCGUCGUCUGUCCCAAGUGCCGGAACACGUUCAAAUCCUGCGAAUUUUGCAAACAAAAUUCCAGCGCAUUGAUUGGCACCCAAGCCCCAGCGACAACCACAGGCUCGUCGGUGUCUCCUCUGGCCAACUCGCCUCCCGCGCGCGCCUACAGUCCGGUCUACAAUAUACGUGAGAUACGCACAGCCUCGCACUCGUUCUCCUCGCUGGGCAAGGACAAAAAGCUGCUGGACAUCCACAUAAAUGCCCGCUAUGCGCCCUCGGCAGCCGUCUACAGUCGCCUGCUGCCCGUCGCCGAAGUGGAGGCGCCUCCCCUGGACAUCAAUGGCAAUGCGGCCACCAGCCAGACAACGACUCCCCUCAGUGCCGAGGCCGUCAAUAAUAAUCCGGCCAAGGGCUUGGGCCAUUUCGUCUAUCUGUAAGCCCAGGAUAGCUGUUAGAGUUGUUGUUGCCGUGCCGGGAGCCACGAGUCAUAGCUUCCCAUUUUGUUUUCUUUUUUGUUGUUGUACAUACACUUAGAGUUCUUAGGCUAACACUCCCCCCAAAAACACGAGUACCGUAUGGACCAAAGAUGCAUUUGUAGGCUUAACUUAGCUCUUAGUGGCUUCACCUUUCUACAUAGUAUUAGUCUAUAAAGUGCACAGCCUGUAAAUAAUUUAUCUAAUCCGAGCAAAACUGGGCAUUGCCUUAACAGUAGCUAUAAAAAGUGAACAAAAAGUACAUCCUCGUAUGUACAAUUAAACGCACACUUGAUCCUUUGAAGCUUUCAUCACGCAAAUCAAAUUACAAGCAACAAUUUCGCGUGCGACUAAGUAAGGUUGAAAGCGAUCGGCAAGUGUCUCAAUAUAUGGAGUCUAUAGCUUAGAGCUUUAGUCCAGUUACUAAAGCUAACUUAAGUUUAUUUCUAUAAUGCUUCUUGUAUAAACU